UUUUUAGCAAUGAGGAAUGGAUGAGAAAGAUUUUGUUGGUGUGAUGGCUGUCCGUGUGCUCCAAUUCUUUCUUGUUUUGUCUGUUUCAAUAACCAACUCCUUCUCCAAUGCUCAAAGUGUCCGUGACCCUUGUCAUCCCUCAGUGACCCAUCCAGGUGAGGGCCACAUCAUUGGAAAGAGGUCAGCGGAGGACUCGGGAACUCCGCAUGACAAGGUUAUCAACUGUAAAACAUCAGUUCCAUCGUCCAUAGCAAAAAGCACUGACGUUGCUAGCCACACAAUUCCAGUCUUCAACGGGAGCAAAGGAAUCAAGAACAGUUCAAAUGAAAACAUCUUUGAGACAAUCACAGACCACAGAAGCAACCGUAACUUCGUCAUUGAGAACAGUACGGGCGAAAACAACAACCUCAUCGGCACCAACAACAACAAGAAAAACAACAGGUUUAUUACAUACUUUGACGCCCAGUAA
Saccostrea cuccullata (small rock oyster) is the source of this 469-nucleotide messenger RNA. RefSeq lists its product as uncharacterized. The coding region runs from base 17 to 469 and encodes 150 amino acids. The record is from RefSeq and is a predicted model, not a curated record. Lineage: Eukaryota; Metazoa; Mollusca; Bivalvia; Ostreida; Ostreidae. The transcript is spliced from 4 exons.